Adineta ricciae is the source of this 882-nucleotide messenger RNA. The record is from the annotation of a GenBank genome assembly. Lineage: Eukaryota; Metazoa; Rotifera; Eurotatoria; Adinetida; Adinetidae.
AUGUUGUAUCAUACAAUUAUUUUGUUGGUAUUGACUACAGUCGUCCUCGCCGAUAAUAAUUCGUUAAUCAAUUCGGAAAGUGAUUCACAUCGUAGACUCUUGGUGAAAUCAAAGCUGAUAAAUUGUCUCUAUGAGUGCGUCUUUGAAUAUUAUUUUAACGGUUCAUUUAUCAUACCAUCAACUUGUGAAACUUACGUUUCAUCCAGGAAAUGUUCAUUUAAAUUUAUAAUUGACUAUAUGAAAUACAAAGUGGGUGUCCUAUUCGAAUAUGAUAAUCAAACAGAUACUGAUUUCGAUGCUAGUAUUAGCGCAUUCGGUGAAUUUUCUAUGAAAAAAGAACAUAGUAGUCGAUCUGUAAUGUGGACCUAUGUUUGUUCCAAUCAUGACAAUUGUAGUACGAAUUAUUUUAAUCAGUAUAUUGCACAUUAUGUUCAACUAACAGAACAAUUUCAAACUUUAAAUAAUCGUUUUUCUACAUUACUCGAUUAUAUUGGUAGUAAUUCAUCGAAGGUACAACAAUGUUACAAUAAUUCAGAUACAUUACAAAGUUGCAUCGAUGGAUCUUGUGUAUAUAACUGGGUGCCUGAACGCAAUGUAACUGCUCAGAAAUGUGCGUUUCCUCCGGCAUUUACUCGAGUUUUGUACGAAGUAGUUCAAACAACUCGAUCCGCACAGUCGACUCCCGUUUUUGUUGUAGUCACAUACGAAUGCAAUAUAGACAAAUGUAAUUCUCCAGAAAGUGUGGCAGCUGUCAAAAAGGCAAUUGAAGAAGAUUGGGGUGGAAUUUUAAAUACGGAUUCUGCGUCUAUAAACAGAGGUUUCCUAUUCGUUUUCUUCAUAUGUCCAUUUAUACUAAAAUUUUUAUUAACAGCUCUUAAUUAA